Molecule: messenger RNA, 936 nt
Organism: Entamoeba invadens IP1
Lineage: Eukaryota; Evosea; Mastigamoebida; Endamoebidae
Exons: 1
Coding region: 1-936 (311 amino acids)
Source: RefSeq, a predicted model, not a curated record
AUGACAGAGCAGUUUGUCAGUGAUUACACCGUACUUGAAGAAGCUUUAAAAGACGACCCAACAAGGCCAUCUGUUGUUUUUAUGUUAGCGGCUUUGAUUAACAAAUUGAAUCUUCGUUUAGAAAAAGUAGAGACCAAAAUUUCUCGACCGAAUUCGCCGAGUCACUCCACAAGUAGAAGUGUUGAUUUCCUUGGCGCCAGAAAAAUUAAAAAGGUGCAGAGUGGGUUCUUCACACCACGCCAAGACCAACUUUCCUCCUCUUCGCCAAACUUUUUAUUUGAUAUUGUACCCAAAGACCAAUUGGAGAAACCACAAUCUAUCAAAAAUCCGAUGUCACCAGAUAAAUCGCCAACCUCGAGUCCGGAUAGAAGGUGGAUUACAAAGAAACCAACGCAAGUCUUCAACAAAGAACUGAGUGAGAUCGAAAUCUUCAAGAAAACUCUCUCAAGAUGGACAGACAAACGGAUGUUCAAAGUCAUUUACAACUCAAAGCUUGGCGACCAAUUAAACUCCGACUCGUUCAACAAGAAGAUCAUGGGAACAAACAACGUGAUGAUUUUUGUUUUCGACGAACAUAGAAACAUCUUCGGCGGCUUUACCAAUAAGGCGGGGACGGUCCCAAACAAAGAAGACCACCAAUAUAUCGAAGACGAUAAGGCUUACUUCGUCUUUUCUCUAAAAAAUCAAAACGGCAACUUCCCACAAAAGUUCCAAAGAAAAAGAUUGGAUGUCGGACUGAGGUUUUGUAAUGACGACAAUUGUGUGUUUGGUCUUGCAGACUGUUUAUCAGUCUAUUCCGAUGGGAAGGCUUAUUGCCACCCAACGUUCUCUAAGUACUACUUGGACGAAGAGAUGUGCGGAGCGUCUGUAUUUAAUAAUACGAUAUACCCCAAUCGGUUUAAUGUGGAUUGUGUUAUUGCAAUCCAAUGGUAUUGA